Messenger RNA from Tetrahymena thermophila SB210, 2715 nucleotides. RefSeq names its product cyclic nucleotide-binding domain protein. Lineage: Eukaryota; Ciliophora; Oligohymenophorea; Hymenostomatida; Tetrahymenidae. The record is from RefSeq and is a predicted model, not a curated record. The transcript has 7 exons.
AUGUUUGAAGAAGAAAGUAAAUCAAAUAUCCACAGAAAGCAAAGAUACUUUAUAGAUUAAUAAAAUAGUAUUUAAGGUUAAACGCUCAAGGCGAUGUGCUUUAAAAACGAUGAAUUUGACUUUUUAGAGUAUGAAAGAAAUAAUGAAAUUUAGUUAUAUAAUAAAGAAUGCUAUCUUAAUCAACCAGAAAAUCAACUUAAAUAACUUGAAUUAUAAUAAAUAGGAGAAUAUAAAGAGGAAAUUGAUUUUCCAAGCAUAGGUAACAUCGUAUCUCCAAAUAUUGAUUAGGAUUUGACAAAAUUUCAAAACUGCAAUGAAGAAACAAUUGAAUACAUAAAAAAAAACUCAAAUCCAUUAAAUUUAAGAGAUAAAAGAUUGAGCUAAUCUAAAUAGUACACAAAGAGUGGAAAGAGUUUUUGUUAAGACAGAGAGCUAAAUAGAUAAUACACUACAAAGUCUAUUAUUAAGCCAAUUAGAUCUUUUAGCUCGUUGAACUAGAUUUCAUUCAAUUGUUUGGAAAGUUAAAAUAGGAAAUUCUAUGAAAAAUUACGUAAUAAAAUGAAAUUCUUCUACUUAAAUGCUACUUUAAGUGGUAGAACAAAGUUAAUUAACUUAAUAAUAAAAAAUCAAAUUAACGAUUUAAGCGAUUUUAUUCCUGAGAAAUUGAAUACACAAGUUUAAAACUAUGAAAUAGUUGGCAAUAGAAAAGGAAUUAUUUAGAUAUAUUUAAGAUACUCUGUUUUUUUUGAUAUUUUUCCUAUCCUCUUUCUUUUUUUUAACCUAGAAGAUAGAGUGCCAACUCUCAAAAUAAUAUUUCAGAUAGCUGUUUUUUUGAAAAUAAAAAACAUCCUUUAAGAUAUUUCUUACAUUUAGAGUUAAUUUUGCAUGAUGCUUAAGAGAUAUUAUAUUAUUUAGGUUGUUAAUCUUGUAUUGAAGCUCUUCCUUAUUGGUCAUACAAUAGCUUGUUUCUGGUAUAUUCUGUGCAAACUAGAAUACGAAAAUUAUUAAAAAGAAAAUUGUUGGAUUAACAACUAAAUGCUUUAAGAUAAAGAAUGGUGGUAAUUUUAUAUCUUUAGCUUGUAUUGGGCUUUAACCUUAAUGACAACAGGUUCAAGCAUAGCAAGCACAACCUUUGAAACUUGCUACACAGUUUUUAUUAUGCUUUUUAUCACUAUAAUUUUUGGUUAUAUACUAAACGUUAUUGGAUAGAUCUUGUCCGAAAUAGAAGAAAAAGACUAAAAUCGCAGAAGAGAUGUUAACAUCCUAAAUGACUAUAUGAGAAAAAAAAAUAUUUCUAAACUAUUGCAGUCGAAGGUGAAUCUGAACCUAGAGUAUUAUUAUCAGCAAGACUUUAAAUAGCUCCAAGAAAAUUAUGAGUAGGUUUUAGGAAAAAUAUCCUUAGACCUAAAAAAUAGCUUGCUGAAGGAGUAUAAUAAAUAAAUAAUAAAUAAAAUUGAAGUGAUUGCUAAAAAGUUCAGUUAAAAUGCUUUAGAUCAAUUAUCAAUCACGCUUUAGGAGGAAUAUUAUUUCCCUAAUCAAGCUAUAUUCAAUUAGCAUGAUCUCUUAAGUAACUGUAUUAUUUACGUUGUUUCUGGUUAGGUGGAAAUUAGUGCUUCUAAUAAUACUUGUAAGUAGACAAAGAUAUUGCUUAACAGUGGCUAAUUUUAUGGAUUAAUUGAAUUUUUUACAGGAGUUUCUAACAAUUUACAUGUAUACUCCAAGUAGUUCUCUUAAGUCGUUUUCAUAAAUAGAAAUAAAUUUAUAGAAAUUAUUAAGCAAAAUGAGAAGGAUUUUUAAGAGUUUCAUUAAUUAAAAGAUUAAAUAUUCUUGUAUGGGAAGCUUGGUUAUCCAAUAAGUUAGAAAUAGGAUAGAGCUAUUUUUAAUAGAAAAAAAGAGUGUAAAUAAUAGUUUUUUGCAAUUAAAUCAUAGUAACAGAAGGAUGAAUUUUUUAAAUAUGCUUAGACUUUUAAAAACUUGGAUGAGUCUUAUAACAGCAGUCAUAGUUUGGGAUACAGCUAUUUGACGCAGAGCUAAUAAGAAAAUGAGGAAUCUUCUGUCAUUUAAAAUAAUAAUUCAGUCUUUUUUGGAAGUACUGAAGGUCGUAAUAACACUUUUAAAUCUUAAAAUCCUAUUUCUGAAUAAAAAAUAAAAAAACCGCUAUCAUAAACUUGCCUUUCCAAAAUCGAAAUAGAUUUAAAUCCAUAACUUGCUGAAGAAAGGAAAAAAAAAUCAAUUCUUUCAUUUAAAAUUAAUUCUGAAAUUAAUGAUAGUCAUAUGGAUAAAAAUUAUUUAAAAAGAGAACCUUCAGAUUAAGAUAUAACAAAAUAAGAGGCACAACGAAAAAGUAGAUAAUCUUUAGAUUCUUAGCAAAAUUAGUAAAUAUUAGAUCUUGGAAAAAAUUACAUAUAUGAUAAUGAUAUUGGUUUUUCGAAUGAUUAAAGAGUUAGGGCUUACUUUGAAGAUUUGAACAGAUUCCUAUUUUAGAGAGGCAGAUACUUAAAGUAAGCUAAACCUGUUUUUGAAGUGAGUUAGAUGUAAAACAAUUUUUAUGAACAAGAGGAUAAUCCUUGGCUGUUUGAAUCUUUAGAAAAUUUCAAAUACUAUUUUACUAAAGGAAAUUCAUUCAAUGUGCUUAAAAAAUUGAUGAAACAAAGAAAGAAAUCUAGAACUAUUUAUAAAAAAAAUUUAAAGAGUGAAAAUAAAUUGAAUAAAUGA